AUGGCGGCGUUUCUCCACCAGCUUGGGUUCCGCUCUACCCGCUCGGACGCCUCGCUCUUCGUCUAUCAUCAGGGCUCUAACACGGCCUACUUGCUGCUCUAUGUCGAUGAUAUCAUCCUGACGGCAUGUACGGCUGGUCUCCUCAGUCAGCUCACGGCUCAUCUUCGCGCUGAGUUCGCCAUCAAGGACUUGGGUCCUUUGCACUACUUCCUCGGUGUCGAGGUGGUGCGCCGUCCGGAUGGCUUCUUCCUUCAUCAGCGAAAGUACGCUCACGAGCUCCUGGAGCGUGCCGGCAUGCUUAACUGCAAGCCCAGCGCUACGCCUGUUGAUACGAAGGCCAAGCUUUCUUCCAUGGAUGGUUCUCCUGCUUCAGAUGCUGCUUUCUAUCGGUCUAUCGUUGGUGCUCUCCAGUACCUCACUCUGACUCGACCGGAGAUCCAGUAUGUUGUGCAGCAGGUGUGUCUUCAUAUGCAUGAUCCUCGAGACGUUCAUUGGGCUACCGUCAAGCAGAUUCUCCGCUAUAUCUGUGGCACUAUGGAUCUUGGCAUCACGCUUCAUGCCUCCGCCGACACCGCCCUCACCGCCUACUCUGAUGCAGACUGGGCGGGCUUCCCUGAUACACGUCGCUCCACUUCGGGCUAUUGUGUCUACCUUGGACCCUCACUUAUCUCGUGGUCCUCCAGGCGGCAGCCUACGGUCUCUCGUUCCAGUGCUGAGGCUGAGUAUUGUGCGGUGGCCAACGUCGUCGCCGAGUGUUCGUGGCUUCGCCAGCUACUUCAGGAGCUCUCUUGUCCUGUUGACCGUGCCACGGUGGUCUACUGCGAUAAUGUCUCGGCGGUCUACCUCUUCGCUAACCCGGUUUAUACAAAGAGGGGGAUUAGCGGCGGCUGGAAUUCUGGACCUGAAAAAGCUAUGUCAGAGAUACCUAUCCUGCACAUCUCCAACUGA
Messenger RNA from Aegilops tauschii subsp. strangulata, 948 nucleotides. NCBI's taxonomy places the organism in Eukaryota, Viridiplantae, Streptophyta, Magnoliopsida, Poales, Poaceae. The record is from RefSeq and is a predicted model, not a curated record.